CAGUGGGGCCGACUCAGUGGGCAAAGGUACGGUGGUCGGGGUGAUUGACACCGGUGUCGACUACACCCAUCCGGACCUCAAGGACGCCAUGUGGGUCAAUCAGGCCGAGAUCGCUGGCAAUGGCAUCGAUGACGACAGUAGGGAUGCAGGGAGGGAGGGAGGGAGGGAGGGAGGAAGGGACAUCCACACACACGAUCCGCAUGCAUUCCUGGGUCUGUAUGUGUCUGUGUGCAGGUAACGGCUUUGUUGAUGACAUUCACGGCUGGGCCUGGUGCGACGGAUCCGAGAACCCGCACAUUGGCGACGGCGAUCCUAUGGAUGAGCAUGGCCACGGCACACACUGUAGUGGAACGAUAGCGGCGACUGCCAACAACCAGGAGGGCAUCGCAGGCGUGGCAUUUGGCAGAACCAAGAUCAUGGCGCUCAAAUUCCUCUGCGGCGAGGUAAGUCGAGUAGACAUAGGGUCACGGAGCGCUCAAAUCACAUGUCUGUGUGCGCCUGCAUCAGGAUGGUCGGGGUUACACUGCUGACUCGAUCCACGCAAUCAACUAUGCCGUUGCCAUGGGGGCCACGCUCACAAGCAACAGCUACAGAAGCUUCGGCACAUCCAGGGCGCGGGAAGAGGCCAUCAGAAAGGCAGAGGAGGCCAACAUGCUGUUCGUCGCCGCGGCUGGCAACGAUGACCUCGACACUGACGUCGUCAUGCACUACCCCUCAUCAUCUGAGCUGGACAGCGUCAUCAGCGUCGGCGCGGCGACUAAGGAAGGAGAGAAGGCGUGGUUCAGCAACUACGGCCUCGAGAGCGUUGACGUGUUUGCGCCGGGGACGACAAUCUUCUCGACCGUGCCCGGUGGCAAGUAUGCGAAAAUGCAGGGCACCAGCAUGGCAACGCCAUUCGUCGCUGGUACGCAUGCAAGCACUGAGGACUGCUGUGUGAUACCCAUUAGACGAUCCACUCAAUCGCUGCUUUGUCUGUGACUUCAGGUUUGGCUGCCCUUCUGUGGUCGACGGAUCCGGCGCAGAGCUAUCGCGACAUCAAGCAUCGCAUUCUGUCGACUUCCGAGAAGAUGGACUCGCUCGAGGGCCUGUGCGUCACGGGGGGCCAGGUCAACGCACUGAAGGCCGUCACGUGUGCCGAUUGCAAAUGGACCCCCACGGAGGAGCCGACGGCGGCUCCGACGGAAGCCCCCACGCAGGAGCCUACGACGGAGGAGCCGAGUACCCCGUAA
Messenger RNA from Vitrella brassicaformis, 1229 nucleotides. Lineage: Eukaryota; Vitrellaceae. The record is from the annotation of a GenBank genome assembly.